This is a messenger RNA of Hippopotamus amphibius kiboko, 700 nucleotides long. It is a transcript of the gene MRPS16, whose product is annotated as mitochondrial ribosomal protein S16. Gene Ontology annotation, cellular component: mitochondrial small ribosomal subunit; ribosome. Gene Ontology annotation, biological process: mitochondrial translation. The transcript is spliced from 3 exons. The record is from RefSeq and is a predicted model, not a curated record. The coding region runs from base 184 to 591 and encodes 135 amino acids. NCBI's taxonomy places the organism in Eukaryota, Metazoa, Chordata, Mammalia, Artiodactyla, Hippopotamidae. Gene Ontology annotation, molecular function: structural constituent of ribosome.
CGCUUCCGGCACCGAGGACCCUGGGCUGGCGUAUCGUAGGGUUGAUGCAGGAGGUUUCGCAGCGUUGACCUUUCCUGUCGGUUCUUCGCGCUGCCCGAGGCCGUAGAGCGGAGCCUAGCGGGCAGCGGGAAGCUCCGAGGCAUCGCAACUGGCGCACAGGCCCCGGGGCCCGCCGGCUAAGCCAUGGUUCAGCUCACUACUCUCCUCUGUAAGGCCUACCAUGGAGGCCACUUAACCAUCCGCCUUGCCUUGGGCGGCUGUACCAACCGGCCUUUCUACCGCAUCGUGGCUGCUCACAACAAGUGUCCCAGGGAUGGCCGUUUCGUGGAGCAGCUGGGCUCCUAUGACCCACUACCCAAUAGUCACGGAGAGAAACUCGUUGCUCUCAACCUGGACCGGAUUCGGUAUUGGAUUGGCUGUGGAGCCCACCUCUCUAAACCUGUGGAAAAGCUUCUGGGUCUUUCUGGCUUUUUCCCUCUGCAUCCGAUGAUGAUCACAAAUGCUGAAAGGCUGCGACGGAAACGGGCACAAGAAGUCCUCCUAGCCGCUCAGAAAACAGAUACAGACGUUACAGAAACUAAAACGAACUGACUUCAGUGAGCAUAGCAGUGGGAACAAGGUCAAAGUCCUCUUAAUAUAUUUGUGGAGAGCUCUUAGUUGUAUUACAUUUAGCGGUCAAUAAAUGGAAUUUUUUAAGUCA